Messenger RNA from Sus scrofa (pig), 5304 nucleotides. RefSeq names its product sorting nexin 18 (gene SNX18). Gene Ontology annotation, cellular component: plasma membrane; cytoplasmic vesicle. Gene Ontology annotation, molecular function: phosphatidylinositol binding; protein binding. The record is from RefSeq and is a predicted model, not a curated record. Lineage: Eukaryota; Metazoa; Chordata; Mammalia; Artiodactyla; Suidae. Gene Ontology annotation, biological process: endosomal transport; mitotic cell cycle; cleavage furrow formation.
CCCCGCCCCCGACCCGCGGCUGCGGCGGCCCAGCGCGGCAGUCGGCGCUGCAAGCCGAGCGGCGCUGAGGGUGCAACUUGCGGGCGGGGGCCCAGGAGUGAGCGCUGCCUUUGGGGCUUCUCUCCGCGCGCCAGGGCGCGGGUACCACCGCGGGACCCUCCGGCGGGCGCUGGGCUUGGAGCGCCGAGAGUCGGGGGCAGCCCGCUGGGGCACCGUGACCAUGGCGCUGCGUGCCCGGGCGCUGUAUGACUUCAGGUCGGAAAACCCGGGGGAGAUCUCGCUACGGGAGCAUGAGGUGCUGAGCUUGUGCAGCGAGCAGGACAUCGAAGGCUGGCUCGAGGGGGUCAACAGCCGCGGAGACCGCGGCCUUUUCCCAGCCUCGUACGUGCAGGUGAUCCGCGCCCCUGAGCCCGGCCCGGCGGGUGACGGCGGCCCGGGCGUUCCUGCCCGCUACGCCAACGUACCACCCGGCGGCUUCGAGCCCUUGCCCGCCGCGCCGCCCGCCUCUUUCAAGCCGCCGCCGGACGCCUUCCAGCCACUACUGCAGCCGCAGCAGGCGCCGCCGCCAAGCACCUUCCAGCCGCCAGGCUCCGGUUUCCCUUACGGCGGGGGCGCCCUGCAGCCUUCGCCGCAGCAGCUUUACAGUGGCGGCUACCAGGCCAGCCAGGGCAGCGACGAUGACUGGGACGACGAGUGGGACGACAGCUCCACGGUGGCUGACGAGCCGGGCGCGCUGGGCAGCGGCGCGUACCCGGACCUCGACGGCUCUUCUGGGGGCGUCGGCGCGGCGGGACGCUACAGCCUUUCCACGCGCUCCGAUCUGUCUCUGGGCUCCCGCGGUGGCUCGGUGCCGCCGCAGCAUCACCCGUCGGGGGCUAAGAGCUCUGCCACCGUGAGCCGAAACCUCAACCGUUUCUCCACCUUCGUCAAGUCCGGCGGGGAGGCCUUCGUGCUGGGCGAGGCGUCCGGCUUCGUGAAGGACGGGGACAAACUGUGCGUGGUGCUGGGGCCCUACGGCCCUGAGUGGCAAGAGAAUCCCUACCCCUUCCAGUGCACCAUCGACGACCCCACCAAACAGACCAAGUUCAAGGGCAUGAAGAGCUACAUCUCCUACAAGUUGGUGCCCACGCAUACUCAGGUGCCUGUGCAUCGGCGCUACAAGCACUUCGACUGGCUCUAUGCGCGUCUGGCGGAGAAAUUCCCCGUCAUCUCGGUGCCCCAUCUGCCCGAGAAGCAGGCCACUGGCCGUUUCGAAGAGGACUUCAUCUCCAAACGCAGGAAGGGCCUGAUCUGGUGGAUGAACCACAUGGCCAGUCACCCGGUGCUGGCGCAGUGCGAUGUCUUCCAGCACUUCCUGACGUGUCCCAGCAGCACCGACGAGAAGGCCUGGAAACAGGGCAAGAGGAAGGCGGAGAAGGACGAGAUGGUGGGCGCCAACUUCUUCCUGACCCUUAGCACACCCCCCGCCGCCGCCCUUGACCUGCAGGAGGUGGAGAGCAAGAUCGAUGGCUUCAAGUGCUUCACCAAGAAGAUGGACGACAGCGCGCUGCAGCUCAACCACACAGCCAACGAGUUCGCGCGCAAGCAGGUGACGGGCUUCAAGAAGGAGUAUCAGAAGGUGGGCCAGUCCUUCCGGGGCCUCAGCCAGGCCUUUGAGCUGGACCAGCAGGCCUUCUCCGUCGGCCUGAACCAGGCCAUCGCCUUCACCGGAGAUGCCUACGACGCCAUCGGCGAGCUCUUCGCCGAGCAGCCCAGGCAGGACCUGGACCCUGUCAUGGACCUGUUAGCGCUGUAUCAGGGGCAUCUGGCCAACUUCCCCGACAUCAUCCACGUUCAGAAAGGAGCUCUUACCAAAGUAAAGGAGAGUAGGCGACAUGUGGAAGAAGGGAAGAUGGAGGUCCAAAAGGCUGAUGGCAUUCAGGAUCGCUGUAACACUAUUUCUUUUGCCACUUUGGCUGAAAUUCACCACUUCCAUCAAAUUCGAGUAAGAGACUUUAAAUCACAGAUGCAGCAUUUCUUACAACAACAAAUAAUAUUUUUCCAAAAAGUGACGCAGAAGUUGGAAGAGGCCCUUCACAAAUAUGAUAGCGUUUAAUGAUUGGACAUUGGAUUGUGGGCUUUUUUCAGUUCAAGGAUACAUUUCUACAGCAGAAUAAAAACUGCUAUCCAAGAGCUAUUGCCAACUAUCAGCAGUGGUACAAGGAUGGUUUUGUGUUGAACUGAAACUCGGCUGAAUAUAUAAUUAUGUAGGAAAGAAACAGUUAAUAUGGUUAUAUAAUAGAAACAGUACCACACAUUGUAACUAAAUUAUACUGUGUAUGCCUACACUACCAUUGUAACUUUUGGAAUAAUGAUUAUACUAUUUGCCUUAUUGCUUUUUGAAGUAUGGGUAUUUUAGUGCAUACUUUGUAGACCUCAAAAACCCAUGAAGGGUCUCAAAGAAGCUGGCUGGAUAAAAGCCUGCUGUGGAUGCCUUUUUACUCUCAUAGAUUGGGAUUACCUAAAUUCAACCUAUUCUCUGUUUACAAACUCCAACUAGAGCAGCUAUGCGACUUUGUGCCUUUAGACUCUUGGUUUUUCAUUUCUCCCUCCCCCCACCCCUUUUUUAAAGUAACCACAACUUUUCUGAUCGCAAGAGUGAAAGGUCAGGGCACUCAAUGACAAAAUGCCUGGAGCCUCCUACUGGCGCUGGGGGUGGGGUGGGUGCGAUGAUUAGCUGUCAUCAGUUUGCCCAGGAGUUUUGUUUCCUGAGACCUGCUGGCCAGCGCAGCAGAGGGAGAUUCAUGCUCGUCUUUGGAUAUGGUGUCUGUUAGGGAAGAAAAUGGUGCCACUCUGUUCCCUUAGAUGCUACAGUAGCAUAGCCUCUUCACUCAAGUGUCCUGGAACCUUGGUGUGGAGAUUAAAUCCAACAUGUCUUAUAACCCAGAGAAGGAGUCUAAUCAGUCGGGGACAUGAGCACAGAAUCAGUGACAACACACACUUGGUUGUAGUUCUUAGGAGGGUUUUCUUUUUCUCUUUUUUUUUUUUUUUUUUUUUUUAGCUUGAAGAUUUUCUUUUAAUAUUCAGUGGUUUUUGUUUUUUUGUUUUUUUUUUUAAUGGAUCUACACUGUUAACUGAUUGAGACUCCACUGUGAUUCACUCGUUUACUUAAUCAAAAACUUUUCAGGGAUGUCUGUAAAAUUCAGUGUUAUACGUGAUGAAAAGUAGUGUUGGUAGAUCUAAAGAGGGACCAGAAAUCAUUUCUACUAUUCCAAAUGCUGGCCGAAAAAAAGUAAUUAUGAGUUGGUUUUGGUUUUUUAUUUUUAUUUGUUUUGUAUUGAUAAGCCCCCAGGACCUUUAACCUUAAAAAUUAUCUUAAGUAUAUUCUUUUAUUAUUAUAAGGGAAAUACAAAUAGCUGAUAAAUACCAAAAAGAUUCAAAAGCAGCUUAAUUCAAAAAGCACAAAGAGAUUCUGGUUUGAAACACCAAAAUCUCAAUGUUUUUAUAGUUGCUGAGCUCAGUAAUGUGAUUCUUGAGUUUACAGGUUUAAAAACUGUCACUGAAAGGUUAAAAUAGCUACUGUUUUUAAUGAAGUCAAACUUAAUGCUGCCUCAGAAAUCCCUGGGUAUUAAAAUGGUAACAUAGAAGUAAAGAGGUGAGUUUGAAAUGUUGGUGAGUCACAUUGAUUAAAGAAAAGGGUCAUUUGCUGAUAGCCAUACAAAGAGAAAGUUAUUGAAAUGAUUACUCAACAGCACAUUUACUCUAAAAAGUAAUCUCACGUGGGUUGGAUUUUUAAGAUCAGAGUAUCAUAAUUUUGAUCAAAAUUUUAUACCGUAGGUAACUUAGAGCCAGAUUUAACAUCGUGUGGCUUUGUCUCUACUACCGACACAUGGAACUGUAACCAAAUAUACUGUUCUCUAAAAAGUAAUUUUGUCCUGUUGGUUACAAAAUACAGUUCUAUAAACAAAACCCAUAUAUAUAUAUAUAUGUUAAUUUUAUUGCAGAAGUUUGGAGAUUAUAAUUAAUAGCAUUUAAUUUAAGUUUGAGUCUAUAUUGGACAAAUAAGCACUAUGCUUUUCAAAUGAUUUGGAAAUCAGUUUUAUUUGCCUCCUUUUUUGACAGUGGUUUGAUUUUUUGGUUGUUGUUGUUUAAGCAAAAUCACUUAACUUGUGCAAUGGUAGCAUGGAAAUUAUCUGAGGUGUCUUUUGUAUGAUCGUGCUUUGGCCAGGGUGGACAUAGUUUAAAUUAUAAAGCUAAGGAUUAAAGAAGAAGGAAGUUUAAGUUCAUGCUGCCUGUUUAGAAGAGAACUUUAAUUCUUCGUAACUAUAUAACAUUAUAAUGCCACUGAUUCAUAAGGGGUUUAAAUUAAUUCUGUGGGGUAGGACACCCGAAUUAUUAGUGUUCAUUUUCAUCUAAGAUCUUUAUAUCUCUAACGUUCUUGGUCCUAUUGAAACAUUUCAGUAUACAAAAAUACUGCAAUGUUAAUACCCAAGAGAAAAGCCAUCAUAAUGUGUAUGCUGGUCAUUAUGAUCAGUAUGGUACAAUUUUUUAAAAUAAACUAUCAUGCCCUUCAUGCCAUUAUUUGUCUUUAUUUCUGUAAUUUAUAAUUUGGAUUUAUGAUGUAUUUAGAACAAGAGGGAGUGCACUUGAGCCUGGCUUUGCUAUUUUAAUUAGAGACAGGGUCGUUUAUGUGCUAUAACUAUAAUGCAGCAGGACUGGUUCUGCAGCCAUACUUUGGAGCCCCAUUUCUCUUCUAGGCUAUUGUAUCUGAAGGUACAGUUUAAACCUAGAAUAAAGGAACACAUUUGAAAGUGAAAUGGGAAAGUCAGUACGUGGCUUGAAUGGCUGUAACUGGGAUUUUCCUUGGUUGGGCUGCACUGAUACAGUUGUCUUACAUUUAUUCAUAAAAAUACAGCAGAUUCUGAAAUGCCCAUUUUUAUUUGUGUUGAGUUUUGCUGCUGUUCUCAUUACUAAGGGCUUGAAAAAUGUUUUAGUCUUGCAAGUCAAACGUGAAGUUUCUGUAUCAACUUUUAAAUGUCACUCUUUACUAAGUUCAUUUUUUUCUAUUCAUUUACUAAACCAUUUUUUCCAUAUAUGCCUUUCUUUCCUCAGAAUCAAAUACCAUGUCUGAUACUUUUAAAUCUGUAAGCACAUUAUCCAAUUUUCUCUUUUCCAGCCUUAUCUUUGGUUAACAGAAUAAGUAAAACAGGGUAUUAUUUAUUUUUAGACUAAAAAUGUUGAAUAUUGUUUUAUUUCUUUCAAAAUGUUAUGGUUAGUGCAGAUCAACCAUGUUUAUCUUUUAAAAAAUAAACAAAGGUUGCUUUA